Molecule: messenger RNA, 2656 nt
Organism: Phlebotomus argentipes
Lineage: Eukaryota; Metazoa; Arthropoda; Insecta; Diptera; Psychodidae
Product: mucin-2-like
Exons: 5
Molecular function (GO): chitin binding
Source: RefSeq, a predicted model, not a curated record
AAUCCCAGCACACUGAAUCCCACUGACUCCACACCUGAGGUGACAAAUCCUACCAGCGAAGCUCCAACCGACCCCCCAAUUACAACCGAAAAUCCGGGAACUACCGAAGAACCAGCAAGUCCCACUGACUCCACACCUGAGGUGACAAAUCCUACCAGCGAAGCUCCAACCGACCCCCCAAUUACAACCGAAAAUCCGGGAACUACCGAAGAACCAGGAAGUCCCACUGACUCCACACCUGAGGUGACAAAUCCUACCAGCGAAGCUCCAACCGACCCCCCAAUUACAACCGAAAAUCCGGGAACUACCGAAGAACCAGGAAGUCCCACUGAUUCCACACCUGAGGUGACAAAUCCUACCAGCGAAGUUCCAACCGACCCCCCAAUUACAACCGAAAAUCCGGGAACUACCGAAGAACCAGGAAAUCCCAGCACACUGAAUCCCACUGACUCCACACCUGAGGUGACAAAUCCUACCAGCGAAGCUCCAACCGACCCCCCAAUUACAACCGAAAAUCCGGGAACUACCGAAGAACCAGGAAGUCCCACUGACUCCACACCUGAGGUGACAAAUCCUACCAGCGAGGCUCCAACCGACCCCCCAAUUACAACCGAAAAUCCGGGAACUACCGAAGAACCAGGAAAUCCCAGCACACUGAAUCCCACUGACUCCACACCUGAGGUGACAAAUCCUACCAGCGAGGCUCCAACCGACCCCCCAAUUACAACCGAAAAUCCGGGAACUACCGAAGAACCAGGAAGUCCCACUGACUCCACACCUGAGGUGACAAAUCCUACCAGCGAGGCUCCAACCGACCCUCCAAUUACAACCGAAAAUCCGGGAACUACCGAAGAACCAGGAUAUCCCAGCACACUGAAUCCCACUGAAUCCACACCUGAGGUGACAAAUCCUACCAGCGAGGCUCCAACCGACCCGCCAAUUACAACCGAAAAUCCGGGAACUACCGAAGAACCAGGAAAUCCGAGCACACUGAAUCCCACUGACUCCACACCUGAGGUGACAAAUCCUACCAGCGAGGCUCCAACCGACCCACCAAUCACAACUGAAAAUCCGGGAACUACCGAAGAACCAGGAAAUCCCAGCACACUGAAUCCCACUGACUCCACACCUGAGGUGACAAAUCCUACCAGCGAGGCUCCAACCGACCCCCCAAUUACAACCGAAAAUCCGGGAACUACCGAAGAACCAGGAAAUCCCAGCACACUGAAUCCCACUGACUCCACACCUGAGGUGACAAAUCCUACCAGCGAGGCUCCAACCGACCCCCCAAUUACAACCGAAAUCCGGGAAUACCGAAGAACCAGGAAAUCCCAGCACCUGAUCCCACUGACUCCACACCUGAGAACAGGAAAUCCCAGCACACUGAAUCCCACUGACUCCACACCUGAGGUGACAAAUCCUACCAGCGAGGCUCCAACCGACCCCCCAAUUACAACCGAAAAUCCGGGAACUACCGAAGAACCAGGAAAUCCCAGCACACUGAAUCCCACUGACUCCACACCUGAGGUGACAAAUCCUACCAGCGAGGCUCCAACCGACCCACCAAUCACAACCGAAAAUCCGGGAACUACCGAAGAACCAGGAAAUCCCAGCACACUGAAUCCCACUGACUCCACACCUGAGGUGACAAAUCCUACCAGCGAGGCUCCAACCGACCCCCCAAUUACAACCGAAAAUCCGGGAACUACCGAAGAACCAGCAAGUCCCACUGACUCCACACCUGAGGUGACAAAUCCUACCAGCGAGGCUCCAACCGACCCCCCAAUCACAACCGAAAAACCGGGAACUACCGAAGAACCAGGAAGUCCCAGCACACUGAAUCCCACUGACUCCACGCCUGAGGUGACAAAUCCUACCAGCGAGGCUCCAACCGACCCGCCAAUUACAACCGAAAAUCCGGGAACUACUGAAGAACCAGGAAAUCCCAGCACACUGAAUCCCACUGACUCCACACCUGAGGUGACAAAUCCUACCAGCGAGGCUCCAACCGACCCCCCAAUCACAACUGAAAAACCGGGAACUAGUGAAGAACCAGGAAGUCCCAGCACACUGAAUCCCACUGACUCCACGCCUGAGGUGACAAAUCCAACGUCGGUGGAUUCAACCACAUUAGCUCCAACAGAAUCCACCACCAAGCCUCCCAGUAUUAUUCAGACUUGUCCUGGAUCUUCACCAAGUAGUUGGAAUCCUGGAACUUCGACUUGCUCACGGCCUUUGUGUACUGAAGAGCAAUAUCGUGAUAAUGUGCACUUGCCAAGCAGGCAGCCUCAUAAAUUCUAUCAGUGUGAAAUUCCCGGACUUCCUGUUGAAAAAGAAUGUCCUGGAGGAACUUGUUUCAGUUCUGAAUAUCGCGUCUGCGUGCAUCCUUACCAGUGGAAGAACCCAUGUGAUGGCGUUUUGCCAGCGUGAUUCAUGUUGGAGAAAUUUGAUAAAAAUGAAUCGAGAUCGUGUGGUAUUGUAAAUGAAUAAAAAGUUGUUCAUGUAUACAUGUGGAAUAUACUUUAUUUCUUUAUGUUUUUAUGACUUGUAAAUGAUUCUAUAACUGAAGAAAUUUUGGAACAAUCGAUUGGGUUCAUGCUGAAUAAUGUUUUUUGUUCAAGAGGUUCGAAAACAAUUUCCUGUAUCCCAAGAUAAU